AUGGUAAGCUACGUCAAUGAGAGUCCGGAUAGUAUUCCGCCAGGGAGAUUUUUCGGGAAAGGGAAAGAUCAGUCUAACGAUCACAGUUAUCAUCAUGGCAUGGAUAUUUCAGAAGGGAGAGAUAUUUUUCGCGCAAUAGACCGGCCAGCGAUGCCUCUGGAGAGCUCAGGAGGGAGUGGUGCCUCUGAAAUCGUAUCAACGCGGGAAUGCGAAGAUCUGCGCAUUGGCUGCAAAACAAUUGACAAUAUCGUCAUAUCUGUUCAGUACCACUCAAACUUCCCGCUCCCCGCCCCCCCCUCAAAACUCAAGAGCAAGCGGGCUUCAGAAUCUCGAUGCAACGCACCAAACACGAUGAUCAAUUGGAAGACGGUAAUUUACCAUUCUCUCACAAUCUACGGCGAUCCUAAGAAUAACCUCACCUCAUUACCAUUCCCAUUCCCCGACGUCGGGAGUAUGCAAAGUAUGCUCCAUCCCAUCCAAGAAUCUUGCCUAGUCGAUCAAAAAUAUAAUGAAGCCAAGAAUAAUAUAUUAACGAUCAGCCCGAACGUCGUUAUCCAAGCUUGGAAGAAGUACUUGGCUCCUUGGUUGACGAUUGUGUUUCGCUCGUUCUCAUACGCGGCUCAUAACUUCAUAUGGCCUGAGCAAACCCUUGAUCACUAA
Botrytis porri is the source of this 660-nucleotide messenger RNA. RefSeq lists its product as uncharacterized. Bases 1 to 660 code for a protein of 219 amino acids. NCBI's taxonomy places the organism in Eukaryota, Fungi, Ascomycota, Leotiomycetes, Helotiales, Sclerotiniaceae. The transcript has 2 exons. The record is from RefSeq and is a predicted model, not a curated record.